AUGCCUCCAGCCAAAAAAAAGGAAAAAAAGGGAAAGCGGGAGAGUAAAGGGCACACUGUUAUACAUGGUGUUAGUACAGCAGACAUGACAAAAGAGGAAAUCGAAUCAUACGUAAUACUUCUUCGAGAAGAACUUGAUCGCGAGCGUCAAGAGAGAAAUUUAGCUGCUUUGGAGAAAGAUAAAAUAAUGAGCUUCUGGGAGCUCUCCAAAAAGAAUUUGGAAGAUGCUCGAGCUCUUUUAUCUAAAAAGGAACGUGAGCUGGAGGAUGCUGACGAGAGACAUCAACUUGAAAUGAAAGUGGAUCUUAUUGCUCGGCUUGUCUCGUUAGAUCUCAUUCGGCAAUUGGAACGUCACCAACAAACAGAAGAUCGAUAUUUGAUAUAUCGCCAAAAGUUGAAACAUUUGAUGUUCGAGCAAAACUCAAGAGAAGCAGAAGCCAAGAGAGAAUCUUUACAAGGCUUAAGUAACGCAAAAGACGAAGCCAGAGCAGAAAUUCGCGCUAUUCGUAACGAGAAUUACGCGCUGAAAACCAAAUUGCGUCAGCAGCAAGUCCAGUCCGAGGAAGCAGUGAAAAUAUUGAAGAGGAAGCACGAGCUCGACAUGGCACAUAUACGUCAGGAUUUUGCCAGACAAACAGAAGAGAUUGAGAAUCGUGCAGCCAAACAGAUGAUCAUGUUACGUGAUCAAGUCGACACACAGCGUCGCGUCGAAGUGCACAUGACAGAAGAGCAUAAGAACAAUCACAUUCAAAAUCUUGAGGCCAAUCAUGAAAGAGCUUUUGCGAAUAUGAAAGCUUACUACAAUGAUAUUACUCUCGGGAAUGUCAGUGUGAUUAAAACACUCAGGGAAAAUAUUGAUGAAUUGCGUUCUCAAUUGGCUCGAAUCCAAAGGUUGUUGGAUAGUAGUCAGAAUGAGUUGUCCCAGAAAACCAAUGCAUUGACCAAAAUGGAAAAAGAAAACGCUCAUUUGCGUCAAGUGGCCAAACUGUAUGAGUGUGAAAAGAGUGCACACAGCCUUACCAAACAAAAUGCAAAGAAGACACAAACGGUACUACAGAAAACCGAAACCAAUUUGAAUAUCAUGACGGCUCGGUAUGAGGGGCUGAAUAAAAUGCGCAGUACGUUGGCCACUCAGUUCGAACAUAUUCUGUUAGAAGUGGAACAGCGUAUGGGUUUGCGAGCCCUUUUGGUCGAAAGGAAAUUGCAACAUUUAGCCCAAGUUCUGGAGGCACGUGAAGCACAAAUAAUGCAACUGGUGAUCGCACUCGAAGGUGAUCCGGGCUCGGUGGCUCAAGCAAGACAACAUUUGGAGACGGCUUAUUUAUCUGUUUAUAUUGAAGCGCAAUUCGAAUGUUUUCAGGCAGAUAAGGGAGAUAUGCCCAAAUCCGCUGAAUUUAAUCGAAAAAGCACUGACAACGAAGAAGACACAAAUGAGAGCUAUGUGCACACCAUUCCUCAGCGUACAAUGUGA
This is a messenger RNA of Echinostoma caproni, 1470 nucleotides long. The record is from the annotation of a GenBank genome assembly. NCBI's taxonomy places the organism in Eukaryota, Metazoa, Platyhelminthes, Trematoda, Plagiorchiida, Echinostomatidae.